AUGGCAGACGGGGAUCUCGAGCAACCUCCCGAAGCUUGGAUCCUACACCUGGAUGGCUCGGCCAGCUCAAAGGGCGCCAGCGCGGGGCUGGUUCUGCUCGCCCUCGACGGAUGCUCGUUCGAGCGCUCCCUCCGCUUCGGGUUUCAAGCCACUAACAACGAAGCGGAAUACGACGCACUCCUAGCAGGACUCAGGUUGGCCCUCAAGAUGCAGGUGGCUGCCAUACACGUCCUCACCGACUCGCAGCUUGUUGCCGAGCAGCUCAGCGACGGAUACGAAGCUCGAGACCCAACCAUGACGAAAUACCUAACACGGCGAGCCGACGUGCUAGCUAAGCUGGCGUCAAAGCCGACCCCCGAAGCAUGGCCGGAGGUCGAGGAGCUCCCUGUCCGCGCCAUCGAGGUAGCGACUACGGCCCCUGGCAGUGCGCCGAUCACAUGGGUACAAGAGCUGCUGCGCUUCAAGCGGGAUGGGACCCUUCCCCACGAUGAAGUUGCGGCUCGACGCCUGCGUCGUACACACGCAUGGUACACCGAGGUGAGUGGGCGGCUCUAUAGGCGGUCCUUCACCUACCCCCUCCUUCGAUGCUUGGAGCCCGACGAAGCCCGAACGGUCUUGGCCGAGAUCCACGAAGGAGUCUGCGGAGAACACGUCGGCGGGCGAACCUUGGCACACAAAAUACUCCGCCAAGGUUACUACUGGUUGACCAUGUGCCGGGACGCGAAAGCUUACGUACAGCGGUACGGUUCGUGCCAAGAACAUGCCUGCGCACCCCGGCAGCCUGCGGUCCCGCUCAACCCCAUCGAUUGCGCGUGGCCAUUCGCGCAGUGGGGUUUGGACCUGCUUGGACCUUUCCCACCGGCUUCGGGGCAGCGGAAGUACAUCAUCAUGCGAUUCGCCGGUAGAAGGUUCCGGGAGUUCUGUGCCAGUCACGGCAUCCAGCUAAGGUUCAGCUCGGUGGCCCACCCUCAGACGAACGAGCUGGCAGAGGUAACCAAUAGGUCAAUCUUGGACGGACUCAAAAGAAGAGUGUCCGUAGCCCGAUCGGCCUGGACGGACAAGCUCCCUAGCGUCCUAUGGUCACUGCACACCACUCCCAAGACCGCAACUGGAGAGUCCCCGUACAGCCUGACGUUCGGAACCGAAGCCGUCCUUCCGCCCGAGGUAGCCAUUGCCACCCUACGGACAGGAGGCUAUGACGAGGAAGUCUCGAACGAGGGACUUCGAGCCGCCCUCGACCUGCUGGAGGAGCAACGCGCCGAUGCACACUUAAAAGCCCUCUCUUAUAAAAGGGCCGUCGCAAGGGUCUACAACAGGAAGGUACGACCCCGACCAAUCAAGUUAAGCGACCUAGUCUUACGCAAGACCGAGGUAAGCGACCCGACCCAAGCAAGGGGGAAGCUGGCCCCCAAAUGGGAGGGACCUUAUCGGGUCAUCGAGGUAGUCCGAUCGGGUACAUAUAGGCUGGAGACGAUGGACGGUUCUUCUUUGCCAAGAACAUGGAACGUCCAGAACCUUAAGAAGUUUUUCGUCUAA
This is a messenger RNA of Musa acuminata AAA Group (dessert banana), 1536 nucleotides long. RefSeq lists its product as uncharacterized. Gene Ontology annotation, biological process: DNA integration. The transcript is spliced from 3 exons. The record is from RefSeq and is a predicted model, not a curated record. The coding region runs from base 1 to 1536 and encodes 511 amino acids. Gene Ontology annotation, molecular function: RNA-DNA hybrid ribonuclease activity; nucleic acid binding. NCBI's taxonomy places the organism in Eukaryota, Viridiplantae, Streptophyta, Magnoliopsida, Zingiberales, Musaceae.